Messenger RNA from Saxophila tyrrhenica, 552 nucleotides. RefSeq lists its product as uncharacterized. Lineage: Eukaryota; Fungi; Ascomycota; Dothideomycetes; Mycosphaerellales; Extremaceae. The transcript is spliced from 3 exons. The record is from RefSeq and is a predicted model, not a curated record. The coding region runs from base 1 to 552 and encodes 183 amino acids.
AUGGACGCUCCGACCACCCUAGAGCCUGUCUCGGAGUGGGUGAACAAUGUUUCCUGUGAGGAGAUGCUGUGGCCCUUCGACACAGGCUACCCGAACGACAUGCAGCCUCUUCUCGGCGAUAUGACAGGAUUCGACUGGAACACGAACUGGAAUCCAGUGCCGGUAGCGGAGCGAACACAGUAUGACGGGGCCCAAUUGUUCCCUGAUCUUGGCAACUGGCAGGGCGAGUCCGGGGACGGGUUGAUGGAUGCGGCGAGCGCUGCAAAUCCUGUGCAACACUUGGCGACGAUUAUCGAGAGGCUGGAAGGGCAGGUUGCGUCUUUUGCGCAAGAUGUGGCACGUCUCGAGAGCAAACUAGCAAAAGUGGAACGUCUCGAAGAGAAUAUUGCACGUCUCGAGAGAGAACUAGCAGAAGCGGCGGUCAUGAUCACGGAUACGAGGCUGCACCAGCAAGGAUGUUCUCCGUUGAUGAAAAAUUCUGGAUUCACGAUACAGCCAGUUUCGACUAGAAGACGUCGACGGCACAAAAAGCAGCCGACGCAGGGCCCGUAG